GUGGCGCGUCAAAUGGCUAUGGAUGACGAUGAGUGUAUGAAUCAAUGGCUGCCAGUGUGGCGGGACUCGCUUCCGGCCGCCAGGAACUCGCAUUUGGCUUCACUCGCGUCCACAGGAGCAGCGCCAGCCGCCUGGUGAGCUUCAAACCGGCGCGUUUGAUCACAGCUUGCGCGGAUGAUCCCUCCAAUUCUUCCACAGGUUCGCCCAAGCGGCAGCCGGAGCAGCCGCCACUGUCGCUCAGCCUGGAGAAUGUGAACCCGGUGGAUCUGGGUCGAAAGUCGAGGAAGGCUUUCGACGAUGUGUGGCAGCGGAUCAAGGAUCUGGGUCAGUUCACGGGCUCGUCCAGGCCCCGGGAUGGGGAUGACAAUGUGCUCGUUGGCGGCCCAAUGUGCGAAUUCACCAUCCCAAACGCCGAGUUUACGACGCUGCUGGUCGUGGGAGCUACCAGUCGCGUUGGCCGGGUUCUCAUCCGGAAGCUCCAGCUGCGAGGAUACAAAGUUAAGGCUUUGGUACGAAAUGCCGAUCCCGAGACUUUGGAGAUGCUGCCUCGCUCGGUACAAAUCGUUGUGGGCGAUCUGGGAGAGCCGGAGACGCUGAAAGCAGCGGUCGAAGGUUGCAACAAGAUCAUCUGCUGUGCCGCUGCGCGAUCAUAUAUUACUGCGGACCUCUACAGAGUUGACAACAAGGGGGUCCAAAAUCUAUCAACAGCAUUCCAGGAUUACAAUCACAGGUUAGCACAAACUCGUGCUGGGCGGAGUAGCAAGAGCAAACUUGUUGUGGCGAAAUUCAGCAAGGCAAAGGAGGUGGAUUCCUGGGAGAUGAGGAGAGGUGAAGCUUUUGGUGGCUACGAUCCCUCCUCAAAGUAUCAGGUGAAUUUUGGUGGAACUUUGGACGUGGAUGAAAACAACAAUGCCGACUUCUCAGGGUUUGUACCCAGCAGAGGUGGCUACGUAGAAAUGGUGAAAAGCUUAUCGUUUCCUUCGGGUUUUACUCUUGACAGAUACGAAGGUCUAGUUUUAUGUGUUUGUGGCGACGGUAAGAUUUACAGCCUCAUUCUCGAGACCAGUGGUGGAGAAUACGACGCUCCUAGAAGACGUUACUAUGCAAGAUUCUUGACACGGCUUGGCUAUAGCAGGAUUAGAAUACCCUUCACAAAGUUCAGGCCUAUGAACGAAGAAGAUCCACCACUUGAUUUGUUCUUGGUGGAUAAGCUGGCCAUAAGAUUUGAGCCGAGAAAACAAAGAUCUUCGUUUUUAGCAACAGGAGAAACUAGCAGUUUUAAGCUGCUAGUGGACUACAUCAAAGCUCUCCCUACGGGAGAAGAGACUGAUUUCAUUCUAGUCUCUUGCUCUGCAGCUGGGGUUGAGGGUCAAAGCAGAGAGAAACUUCUUAGAGCGAAACAGGCUGGAGAAGCAGCACUGAGAAACUCUGGACUUGGAUACACAAUUAUACGUCCUGGUCCACUCAUGGAGGAACCUGGGGGACAACGAGCACUAGUUUUUGAUCAAGGGAAUCGAAUUACACAGGUAGGCUCUUCGUUCUUCUGUCUCUGUUUUCCAGGCAAAGCAUCUCAAACUUUGCAAACGCAGGGAAUCAGCUGCGCAGACGUUGCAGAUGUUUGUGUCAAAGCUUUGCACGAUCCAACAGCCAGGAACAAGAGCUUUGACGUCUGUUACGAGUACACUCCUGAGGCUGGACAAGGCUUGUAUGAACUGGUUGCUCAUGUUCCUGACAAAUCAAACAACUAUUUGACGCCAGCACUAUCUGUUUUGGAGAAGAACACUUGAAAGAUUUAUGUAAUAAAUUGUUGAAAAAUAAAAAGAAAAAGAAAAAAAAAAAACCAUGUUUGUAUACA
Molecule: messenger RNA, 1855 nt
Organism: Selaginella moellendorffii
Lineage: Eukaryota; Viridiplantae; Streptophyta; Lycopodiopsida; Selaginellales; Selaginellaceae
Exons: 12
Coding region: 45-1787 (580 amino acids)
Source: RefSeq, a predicted model, not a curated record